GCAGCGACCGCCCGCGCCCUCGCCGCCGAAUCCGCCUCCAGCCUCCUUCCGCCCACCUUCGCCGCCGUCCUAUCCUCCUCAUCCUUACCUCCCACCUGCCCUCUACAGCUCUACUGAUACUAGAUCGAAGUGGAACGGAGUUCGAGCCGGAGUUGGGAAUUGGGAUUCAUUUGUUUUAUCGAGUGUUAAACAUUUUGGAAGAUGAGAAGAUUCUUCCCAUUCCGCUCAUUCACAAGCAAUGCCGGGAACAGCAAAGCAGCACCGGCAAAUGAUGCCAGAAAUGAGAACAGAGUGGAUGAAGGUGGCAGCAGCGGUGCUUCCCGAUCUCCUGGUGCACGGUCAUUCAGAUCAAGAAGCCGGCACGGUGAAUCAAGUUGUGAGGAACCAUCCCAGCAGCAGCUCAGGAGGUCCUUUUCAUUCACAUCGUCCGCCAUUGAUCGUUCCUUGGAUGAACGGAUGAUGAGUUUCUCACACGAUAUUCCGUGUUCUAUGUCCAAUGAUUCUGAUGCGCCUGGUCAUGUCGGCCAAGUCGAGUGCUACACAUGGUCACCAGAAAGACACCCCAAUGGAAGAGAAUACACAUUAAAGGUCCCAAAAUCACAUGGAUUCCAGGAAACGGAUUCACCUCGUUCAAGAUGCUACUCAUGCUCAACAGGACACUCUCCUGUUAGUUCUCAUGUAGCUUUAAAAUGUAGGCCCUCUAGGUUGACCAAUUUAUUGAGCAAGAAUGAGGUCCUAGAUCUGUACAUUGAUGGUGAGCAAGAAGUUGCCAGAUUAAAUGAGAAACAUAAGCAGAAACUCCCCAUCAGAUCUACAGCUCCUUAUUUGGGACGGGGACGGCCACCGCGGCCACAUUCUACAGCGCCAUCUUCACCAAAAUCCUGCAAAGAGAUCACUGAGAACUCCUCUAACAUUGACUUUGAUGAUGUCUGGCACUCCCAACUUGCUCAAGAGGGGACAAAGGUCACCUGCAAAGUUGUAUCUAUAUGUCAUGAAGGUGGCAAUGAUGCAAGACUAAUUGAAGGGUCUUCUGAGAAUCUUUCACAUUUUGAAGAGUGCAAAUCACAAAGCAUGACUACAGUGGAAGAUAUCUAUGAGGACUUGCAAGAUGUACGACCUCCACGCUUCUACAGAACUUCAAUGGAUCCUAUUUCUGGUGCUACCUCAAGAUACUCUGCCGCUGACGUUUGUCAUCAUGGUGUUGGUGAUAACAACUUGGAACAAGACACUGAUGAAAAAUUGCUUCAAAGAGCUAAAGAAGUGGAUGCAUGCCUUAUGGUUCCUCCAGCAGAAAACAGUGAGCUUAAUGCACUCAGGAAUAAGAGGUCGAGCUCAACUGAAAUGCUGCAACUGAUUCAGGUUCUAAUUGAAGAUAGAAAGCAAUUGGCAUCUGAAUUGUCUUCACAGAUUAAGGCACGUCUUACAGAAAGGUUUGCAGCCAAACAACAAUAUAAGCUAUCCAAGGUAGAAUUAGACACCAGAACUAGAAAACUGGAGAAGGAGAAGACUGAAGUACAAAGUACCUUGGAAAGGGAGCUGGAUAGAAGGUCAAAUGGUUGGUCGGUCAAGCUGGAGAGAUUUCAAUCUGAAGAACAAAGACUAAGGGAAAGAGUAAGAGAGCUUGCAGAGCAGAAUGUGUCAUUUCAGAGAGAAAUUACUUUGUUUGAAUCAUGCAAAGUUGAUGCUUCUAAUAGGAUUGCAAGUCUAGAACUACAAAACAAGAAGCUGAACGAUGAGUUACAAAAUGUAAAAAACGAUCACCAUAUUCUUCACAACUCCUCAGUAGAGUUGCAUGAUAAUUUGACUAAAGCUGGAAAGGAAAGGGACCAAAUCCGAGAAUGCUUAAAAGGCAAGGAGGAAGACAAUAAGGCGUUACACAAGGUGAUCGCAAGAUUACAAAGGGUAUCUAAUGAACAUGAAAAAACAAUAAGUGGCCUGAGACAAGGGUUCAGUGAUGAAUUAGAGAUGAGAGUUGCUGGAAGUAGUGAUAACAUAAACACGAUGCAAAUGGAACUUAUCAGGCUUACCGGAGUUGAGCAAAAGCUGAGAAGAGAAAUUCAAUCCUGUACCCUUGAGGUGGAGUCUAUUAGGCAAGAGAACAUAGCAAUUUUCAAUCGCCUACAAUGGAGUGAGGACAGAUCGAGUUAUUCCUCAAUUCGUCUUGACCUGGAGCUUCAAGCUAGAGUGGACAAUUUGCAGACACAAGGUUUAUCAUUACUUGAUGAUACUAGUCAGCUUUGUGCCAAAUUGUUGGAAUUGAUCAAAUCGAAGAGGAGUGAGAAUAGCGGCAGUGUUGAUGCAUUAGCAGCAAUUGAAUACACUAUUAAGUACCAGAGCAUGAAAGAAGGAAUUGAGAAUGUAAAACAAAGUCUUCGUACAAUCAAAUCUGUGUUGACUGAGAAGCAAAAUGAAGAAGAAGAAAUUGGAAAGGGUGCUGGAGGUAGUCUUUUGAGACAAGAAAAGUUAUAUAGGGAUGACUUCGAAAUUAAGCUGAGGGAAGAAGCUAUAAUCAGUAGAUUACUCAAGGAGGAGGUAUUGUCUAAGGAAUUAGACAUUGAAAAAUUGCAGUCAGAUCUAGCAGCUUCACUUAGGAUCCAAGAUGUUAUGCAAAAUGAGAUCCAGAGAGUUCAAGAUGAACUACGUUGCCUCACACACAAGUCCAAGCAUUUGGAAGUUCAGGUUUCGAAGAAAGACGAGAUAAUUAACCAGAUCCAACAGGAUUAUCAAGAAUCAGCUAAGGAGUUGUCUGCUCUUCGGUGCACACUUAAAACAGUAAGGGAUGAAAAGGAUGUCCUGUGGCAGGAAUCGAAGCAACUGAGAAGAACUGUCAGAGCCUUGCAAAAUGAUGUUGUUUCGUUAAAGCAGAAGAUCAAAUCGCUUGAUGAAGAUAUACAGCUUAAGGAGAGCGAGAUACUGCUACGGGAGGGUGAAAUUUCAAUAUUGCGGGAUAGUAUUGACAAGCCAUUCAACAUCGUCAGCAGCCCUCGGUCAUUGAAGCAAUUUGACAUGUAAAUUUGCAUAGAAGAAAUUCAAGAACUUAGCUUCUGAAAGUCUUUUUUUUUUUUCCUUUAGUACAAAGAUAAUAGUUUCCAUCAGUCUUCAUACAGAGUUCACGUGCUUGUGAAUAAUAGGCGGGCCGUUGACUUGCUUCUAGCUUUCCUGAUCAUCCAAUGUGAUAUAUUCCGUACAACUUCUACACACAUUUGGAUUCGGGGAGUAUUGCCAUAUUGCUGAUCUUACUAUCCUUCUAUUCUUGUAAAAGAGGGCUCAAAUGGUUUUCCUGUGCAGCUAAGGAGCAUUAGCAGCUUCACUAAGACAAAUUCAGUAUAUGUUAUUGCUUUGCUUGGCUUUAUUUAA
Messenger RNA from Phragmites australis (common reed), 3357 nucleotides. RefSeq lists its product as uncharacterized. The coding region runs from base 202 to 3012 and encodes 936 amino acids. NCBI's taxonomy places the organism in Eukaryota, Viridiplantae, Streptophyta, Magnoliopsida, Poales, Poaceae. The transcript has 5 exons. The record is from RefSeq and is a predicted model, not a curated record.